CAUUUUAAUCGAGUUAGACGUCUACAUCACGUGGUACUUCUAAGCAGUUUAGACCAAGAGAACACGGAUAAAUCGAAUACGGAGUUGAAUUUUCAGCAUGGACUUUCUAACAGAUCAAGAUGCGAAAAAGUACCAGGAGGACGGGUACCUGGUCCUGGACGGGCUCCUCAGCCCGGCCGAGUGUGAUGAGCUCCGGCUGAGGAUGGGAGAGAUCGUGGACGGGAUGGACGUUCCACAACAUUGUCGGAUCCAGUUCUCCACCAAUCACGACGAGCAGCUGAAAACACAGAUGCAGGGAAACGCUGACUACUUCAUCACCAGUGGAGAUAAGAUCCGCUUCUUCUUUGAGAAAGGAGUUUUUGAUGAUAAAGGAGAUUUCACUGUGCCAAAAGAACGCUCUCUCAACAAAAUUGGACAUGCACUCCAUGCCUAUGAGCCUUUAUACAAAACUGCCACUCAUUCACCCAAGAUUCAGGGAAUAGCCAAGAAGCUUGGUCUGAAGAGUCCUGUGAUUUUGCAAAGCAUGUACAUUUUCAAGCAACCAGGGAUCGGUGGAGAAGUGACGCCACACCAGGAUGCUACAUUCCUCCACACGGAGCCCCUGGGCAGGGUGAUGGGCGUGUGGAUCGCCCUGGAGGAUGCCACCCUGGACAAUGGCUGCUUGUGGUUCAUCCCCGGCUCACACAACAAUGGCAUCACCCGACGUAUGGUGCGGACCCCUGAAGGCACCUAUCCCCUGACAGACUUUGUUGGGAGAGAGGCAACCUAUGACGAUAAGCUGUUCAUACCUGCACCUGUCAAAAAAGGUGGGGUGGUUCUGAUCGAUGGAGAGGUUGUCCAUAAAAGUGAGCAGAACACGUCAAAAAAGUCACGCCACGUCUACACUUUCCACAUCAUGGAGUCUCAGAAGACACAAUGGAGCCCUGAGAACUGGUUACAGCCCACAGAGGAGCUCCCUUUCCCUGCCCUCUACACCAAGUAAUCCUGGUUCCCUCCACCUGCCACUACACUGAAUGGAUGGACAGAGGCAGACACCUUCACUUGUCCUAGAGAAGAUCUUCAGUCAGACAGGACUAACAACACAUUAUCAGUAUUCAACCAGCAGAAAUGAGAUACGAUACAAGACCCGUCUAUCAGUGAAAAAUGAUCACACAUUAACAUACUAUACUUAUGUCACCCAAUACAAGAGGUCUACAAGACAGGAGACACUGAGUGAAACACAGUCAUUGUGCGAAGGGAUGAUUUUAUGUAGCAAUGGACCAAAAUGUGAUGUUGAAAAUGUGCUUUUACAUAGUGCCUUCGGAAAGUAUUCAGACACAUUGACUUUUUCCACAUUUUGUUACGUUACGGCCUUAUUCAAAUAUU
Molecule: messenger RNA, 1365 nt
Organism: Coregonus clupeaformis (lake whitefish)
Lineage: Eukaryota; Metazoa; Chordata; Actinopteri; Salmoniformes; Salmonidae
Gene: phyhd1
Product: phytanoyl-CoA dioxygenase domain containing 1
Exons: 12
Coding region: 98-982 (294 amino acids)
Source: RefSeq, a predicted model, not a curated record